AUGGCACUGCCGUCGAAUAUUUUGAUUGUGGGAGGUGGUGUCUUUGGCUUAUCCACGGCCCUUUCACUUAGCAAACGUCAUCCAGACUCGCAAAUAACCCUAAUUGAAAGCGCUCCCACCAUUCCCAACCCGCACGGCUCUUCUGUUGAUACUAGCCGGAUUGUUCGAGCUGACUACGCAAACAGCGCCUACUCCAAGCUCGCUGCUUCUGCUAUCCAGAAAUGGCGCAGUACAUCUUGGGGUGCUGACGGUCGGUAUACGCAGACUGGCCUGUUACUAGUGUACCCUGCCAACAGCGCAAGCGCAAAGAAAUACGCGGAGAAGAGCUACGCAAAUGUGCGGGCGAUCGAGGGCGACAACGUCGUUUACUUGCCAACGAAGAAAGACGUCCUAGGUGUUGUACCGCCGUACGGUGAGACACUGGAUGUUGCGGGGGGCUAUGUGAACUGGGGCUCUGGAUGGAGCGAUGCGGGAGCGAGUGUAAACUUCAUCAAGAGGGAACUGGACAAGGAGAAAAAAGUGGUUUUUAAACACGGCGAUGUGAAGCGAGUCCUCUUUGAUUCUGCGUCCGGGUCGAAGAAACGCGCUACCGGGGUCGAGUUGGUCGAUAGAGAAACGAUCAACGCUGACCUGGUCAUUCUUGCGACGGGCGCCUGGACUCCUCGACUGGUGGAUCUGCGUGCUAAGGCCGUCGCGACAGGUCAGGCGAUUGCGUAUAUCAAGAUCAGUGAUGACGAGCAGCGAGAGCUUGAGAAUUUGCCGACUAUCCUUAAUUUUGCGACUGGCAUUUUCAUUAUCCCGCCGCGGAAUAACCUCCUCAAGAUUGCGCGGCAUGCGUAUGGGUACCGGAACCCGACGACGGUGCCGGUGCCUGGGUCGCAGUCUGGAGAGACGAUGCAGGUUAGUCUGCCUGAGACGGGGGUGCCGGUGCCGUUAGAAGGAGAGGAGGCGUUCCGUGUUGCGCUGAGACAGCUUCUGCCACGGUUCGCAGAUCGGCCGUUUGCCGGCACGAGAAUUUGUUGGUAUACUGACACCCCGGAUGGUGAUUUUAUUGUUUCGUAUCACCCUGAGUACGAGGGCCUUUUCCUGGCUACCGGCGGCAGUGGACAUGCUUACAAGUUCUUCCCUGUUCUUGGAGACAAGGUUGUUGAUGCAUUGGAGGGUACGCUGGAGCCUGAAUUGCGAGCGCUAUGGGAAUGGACCGAGGUGAUACCGCCGACAUCUGCCUCCGAGGAUCUGUUUGAUGGUGAUGGUAGUCGGUCUGGCGAACGAAACUUGAUCCUGAAAGACGAGUUGGCAAAAACCAAAAAAGCUGGCAGGAGCAGUGUUCUAUAA
Messenger RNA from Penicillium odoratum, 1335 nucleotides. Its product is annotated as NAD(P)/FAD-dependent oxidoreductase. The transcript has 3 exons. NCBI's taxonomy places the organism in Eukaryota, Fungi, Ascomycota, Eurotiomycetes, Eurotiales, Aspergillaceae. The record is from RefSeq and is a predicted model, not a curated record. The coding region runs from base 1 to 1335 and encodes 444 amino acids. Gene Ontology annotation, molecular function: flavin adenine dinucleotide binding; sarcosine oxidase activity; proline dehydrogenase activity.